Molecule: messenger RNA, 1725 nt
Organism: Chrysochloris asiatica (Cape golden mole)
Lineage: Eukaryota; Metazoa; Chordata; Mammalia; Afrosoricida; Chrysochloridae
Gene: SH2D3A
Product: SH2 domain containing 3A
Exons: 9
Coding region: 1-1725 (574 amino acids)
Biological process (GO): small GTPase-mediated signal transduction; positive regulation of peptidyl-serine phosphorylation
Molecular function (GO): guanyl-nucleotide exchange factor activity; phosphotyrosine residue binding
Source: RefSeq, a predicted model, not a curated record
AUGCAGUUGCCACAGGAUGAAGCGGACCUUGCCAGCCAACCCUGGUACCAUGGCCCCCUGUCCCGCCAGAAGGCAGAGGCUUUGCUCCAUCAAGAUGGAGACUUCUUGGUUCGUGCUUCCGGCUCUCGUGGGGGCCACCCAGUGCUCACCUGCCGCUGGCGAGGCUCCGCCCUGCAUUUUGAGGUGCUCCGCGUGGUGCUGCGACCCCGGCCAGGCAGGCCCCCUGUCCUCUUUCAGCUCGAGGACGAGCGCUUCCCCAGCCUGCCAGCCCUGAUCCGCAGCUACGUGACUGGCCUGCGACCCCUGUCCCAAGCCACAGGGGCCGUGGCCUCCCGGCCUGUAAUCCACCAGAGACCUUUGCGGCGCAGCGUUAGUGACGACAUCCUCAUAGACAGCUCGGUGCCCAGAGAGCCACUCAGGACUAGGAAGUACAGUGACAGUCAGCCGGCAGGUCUGGAGUGUAUAGGGCAGUCAAGACAGGAGCCCCCUGGAUCAGCAGAUUUAGCCAUGCCCCUAUCUACCUUGCCUCGAAUGGGCAGUGACUCCUUGCUGCUGAAGACCCAGGCUCCCCUGGGUGCUACUGCUGACCACCUUCGGGCCUCCGAUGGGCAGCUUCAUGCCAAGGCACCCUCCAAGCCCGCCCGGAUACCCUCUCAGGCACAGUCUGAGGCGUCUGAAUGCUCCCCAACAUACUGUGAGCUGGUGCCUCGUAUGCCCAGUACCCAGGGAACCCCUGCUGGCCAAGACUGCCCAGAGACUCCUUGGUGGAAGGCCUGUGAGAAGGAAGAUGAGAAAGAUAGAACUUUCCAGAGACCUGAGGCUGAGGUCUCUUUCUGUUCCACUGACACCCCAUUCUGCCUGUUGAGCCCCCAAAACCAGCCCCUGGAACCUGGGGUCCUACACACUCUCCGGAGUAUGUUCCUGGAGCACCCUCCAGAGAGCACCGCCCUUCACCUGCUGUUGGUGGACUGCCAGACCACAGGCCUUCUGGGAAUGACCAAGAUGCAGAGGCGGGCCAUGAGGGUCGACUCUGGCUUGGAGCUGCUCACAUUGCCUCAUGGCCAUCCCUUAAGAUUGGAGCUCUUGGAGAGGCAGGAGGUGUUGGCGCUGGUCGGAGCGCUGACAGUGCUGGGUUGUGCGGGGCCGUUGGAGGAGCGUGUGGCCGCGCUCAGGGGCCUGGUGGAGCUGGCGCUGGCUCUGCGACCAGGAGCGACGGGGGACCUGCCCGGGCUGGCCGCGGUCAUGGGCGCCUUGCUCAUGCCCCAGGUGUCCAGAUUGGAGCGCACGUGGCGUCAGCUCAGACGGAGCCACACGGAAGCAGCGCUGGCCUUCGAACAGGAGCUGAAGCCACUGAUGCGGGCGCUGGACGAGAGCACAGGACCCUGCGUGCCCGGCCUGGUGGCGCUGCCACACGUGGCGCCCGUGGUGCGCCUGCUAGAGGGCGAGGAGAUACCGGGGUCGCCGGAUGAGAGCUGUGAGCAGCUGCUACGCACCCUGAGUGCGGCACGUUGCAUUGCCAGGGACGCGCCCAGGUUCCACGAGGUGGCAGCUCAGCGCCUGCGAGGACUCCAGUUGAAUCCCAAGCUGAGGGAGGCUCUGACGACCAGCUUCCUGAAGAGGCUGCUCUGGGGGAGCCGAGGCGCGGGGUUGCCACAGGCUGUACGCCUGGAGAAGUUCCAACGUUUCCUUAGCACCUUGUCGCAGCGCCUGGAGCCCGACGGCUGA